Molecule: messenger RNA, 387 nt
Organism: Funneliformis geosporum
Lineage: Eukaryota; Fungi; Glomeromycota; Glomeromycetes; Glomerales; Glomeraceae
Source: the annotation of a GenBank genome assembly
AUGCAGAUCUUUGUUAAAACUCUUACUGGAAAAACCAUCACUCUUGAGGUUGAAAGUACGGAUAAUAUUGCUAAUGUUAAGCAAAAGAUUCAGGAUAAAGAAGGUAUCCCUCCAGAUCAGCAACGUUUGAUUUUUGCCGGUAAACAGCUCGAGGAUAAUCGUACAUUAGCAGAUUACAAUAUUCAAAAGGAAUCAACACUUCAUCUAGUAUUACGUUUGCGUGGUGGGAUUAUUGAACCAUCGUUGAAAGCUUUGGCUUCAAAGUAUAAUUGCGAAAAAAUGAUUUGUCGUAAAUGUUAUGCGAGAUUACCUCCACGUGCUACCAACUGUCGUAAGAAAAAGUGUGGUCAUACUAAUCAAUUACGUCCAAAGAAGAAACUCAAGUAG